Messenger RNA from Leptosia nina, 441 nucleotides. The record is from the annotation of a GenBank genome assembly. NCBI's taxonomy places the organism in Eukaryota, Metazoa, Arthropoda, Insecta, Lepidoptera, Pieridae.
AUGAGUUACGGAAGACCGCCGCCCCGUAUUGACGGGAUGGUUUCCCUAAAGGUAGACAAUUUAACAUACCGAACAACGCCCGAAGAUUUGCGCCGCGUAUUCGAAAGAUGUGGUGAUGUCGGAGAUAUAUACAUCCCAAGAGAUAGAUACACAAGGGAGAGUCGAGGAUUUGCAUUUGUCAGAUUCUAUGACAGGCGCGACGCUGAGGAAGCCCUAGAUUCACUUGAUGGACGAGCCGUUACGAUCGUCGCCGCAGCAAAUCCCGUUCACGUGGUCGCUCCAGGUCUAGAUCCCGUUCUCGCCGUCGUUCCUACUCGCGCAGCCGUUCCCGCUCCAGGGGUUCAAGAUCGAGGUCUCGCUCAGACUCGAAGAGCUCUCGGGGACGCUCCCGUAGCCGUUCUAGGUCUCGCUCCCGUUCCAGGCAUUGAAGUAUAUGGUUGA